This is a messenger RNA of Symbiodinium necroappetens, 445 nucleotides long. The record is from the annotation of a GenBank genome assembly. Lineage: Eukaryota; Dinophyceae; Suessiales; Symbiodiniaceae.
GACCGGCGAAGCACAGGGGGAGCCGAGCCUGCACCAGCGGCAGGUUCAGGUCAUCAAGAAGCGACUUGAGACAAUCCUGCCAGAGCUUUCUUUCGAUCAGCUCUCCACGAGCUUAGUCUUGAGAAAGCUGGAGGAGUGCAUGCAGAAGCGCAAAGGACGUUUCGAUGGUUUCAGAGCCGAUGUUGAGCACGUCAUCAUCGCUUACGUGACAGAGAACGCCGAAGCUGCCAAAGCUGCAGCGAAAGCCACCCGGAGUGCAGAAGAUGCAGUGUGCAAGACCGAAAGUAAGGAGCAGGAAAGCUCCCACGGGGUGGUCGAGCUUCCGGAGGACACCAGGCGCAAGCGCCGUCGGACUGAUGCCGGGACCAAGGAGACCAGGAGAGGAUCUGCCGUGCGGCGAUUCAUCAUGGCUUCCAGGAUGCGCAAGAAGAGGUCCCUUUCACAG